AUGGAAGCAGCUGAGCCUGGAUCUGCACCUGCCUGGCACAAUAGCGCAACGAUUUCGGCACUCGCCCACGCACCGAAGCAACCCUCAGAGAAACUUCGUCCUCAGCCACCACCGCAAGCCCCGUCGCGUCAACAUACGCAAUAUCGUGACGGCCUCGAGCGCUCGCAACAAGAUCGUCCUGCCAUGGCCGCGGCCACGGCGACCGUCCUACAGCCUGCCGGCGCCUACCCACCCGCUCCAUCCUACUCCUCGACGUACACGAACCAAGCUGGUGGCAUGAUGCCCUUGGCGGACGCGCGCCGAGGCGAUGGCCUCGAGCCGACCGAGGCCGCAAAACGACAAUCACUGCCAUCCCUGUCCGAAGUCAUCAACAAGAAUCCCGACUAUCCACGUCCCCAUCCGCCUUCGGCAGGUCCCGCUCCUCCUGCGACUUCGAUUCAGCCAGGCACCAAUUUCCCAUCGCCAUACGCACCCUCGGGGUCCCUGCGGUCGUACGCGGACAGCAGCAGCAAACACACAUCGCCGCAAAAUAUGCGUUCCGCGUCCACAUACCCCCCUCGACCAGAACCUCUGUCCUCCUUUGCCGAAUCCCCCCGACCAGCGCUGAAUGGGAGGCCUAUACUACCACCUGUUCCUAGCAGGCGGCCAAGCCCGCCUCAACACCAUGAUGUGACGCAUUCAUAUGGAACCGAACAGCCGAAAGACCCCCGGCAGUCGGUGAACGGUGUAUACCAGCAUCCCCCACCACCAGCCCCGCCGCAACACCUAUCCUCAGCCACGUCUGGGUAUCCUACGGGGCCUCCUCCGCCUGGGCAGCUGCCUUUGCCUCCCUUUCAGUCCCCGAGACAAACACACAUGGCUUUCGAAUCGUAUGAGCAUCGUCGGCAGCCAGAGCACGAGGGCCACGACAGGGUCAACCGGGUGGAAUUUGAGGGCGCUCCUUACUCCGACACCAUAGUGUACAGAGAGGGUCUUGCGCGGAUGGCCAACCACGCCAAGACACUGCUUAAUUUUGCUGAUGCCUAUAGCGGGCUUGCCCGCGAAGAGCACGGCAGUCAUCCGAUCCCCGAACGAAUGCCCACCGAGAAGGAGAUCAAUGACGUCGUCAGUUACGUGGACGCCAUCAAGGCCGACCUGGACAGUGUGAAGCAUAUCAUGUACAACGCCAUACAGAAUCGCGAGCAGCCCCCGCGGAGGGCAUACGCCGAAGACCACGAUGCCGCGGUGUACGAAGAGAGCAUGAAGUUCAACCACCAAACAGUCCUUCCCGAGAAACGUAAGCGAGGACGCGUUGCGCCUCCCGGCAGAUGUCACAGCUGCAACCGCGUCGACACCCCUGAGUGGCGGCGGGGACCUGACGGCGCGAGGACUCUGUGCAAUGCUUGUGGGCUGCACUAUGCCAAGCUGGAGAGGAAAAGGCUUAUAGAACAACGAACGAUUGCCGCGACAAUCGACGCAGGCAACUGA
This is a messenger RNA of Emericellopsis cladophorae, 1467 nucleotides long. RefSeq names its product GATA-type sexual development transcription factor NsdD. The record is from RefSeq and is a predicted model, not a curated record. Gene Ontology annotation, biological process: regulation of DNA-templated transcription. The transcript has 4 exons. Lineage: Eukaryota; Fungi; Ascomycota; Sordariomycetes; Hypocreales; Bionectriaceae. Gene Ontology annotation, molecular function: sequence-specific DNA binding; zinc ion binding. The coding region runs from base 1 to 1467 and encodes 488 amino acids.